UGGGCCCACUUAGUUAUUUCGAAUUUUUCCACUCAACUCACUUCUGAAAUUAUAAAAAAUGUGGUGUGUAAAAAAUUAAAAAUCGCCCAAUUUGUAAAUCGAUUGUGGGGUUUUCUUUGUUUUUCCGACCGAAUCUAUUCAGGUACUAUGGACCAUGUGCUACGAACGGCAUCAUCGAUAUUCGCUCAACUUGGCGGACCAGCAAAUCCAUCGACGGCCAAAGAACUUCUCGAUAGAACAACUGCCUUUAUACAGAUCGUCGAAUCUAGCCCAUGUGCUCAUCAACUUCCUAAAUACGAUACCAAUGUUGUGAGGCUUCAAAUAAACGAUUUGCAACGAGAAGCUGCUGAAACUGGUUCGCCACUCACCAUCACAAACUACUUCACAAUCGUCGUACGGAAAAUGAUCGAGCAAGUGCUACAAGUGUUUUGCAAGAUAAUUGCAAGAUAUCUCACCGAAUGUGGUAACAAGGAUCGCUUGGUACUGAUCGCUCUCGAACAUCUUAUACACCUAGUACUAUUCGGAGAUGAUCUUUGUCUUGAAGCCAUUCAGAGUGGUGCGUUACAUUCAGUUCUGAAAUUGGUUCGACAAGCAUCAACACCUCCGGAAACCAAUAAACUGCUGUUGCGAGCGCUAGCCGUGCUCUGCGCUGUUUCAAAAGGAUGUUUAUCAUUGCUAGCGCUGGGAGGUCUCGAAGUAGUGCUAUCGCACCUUACCGGCAAUCAUGUGGGUUCGUCGAUCGAAGCCGCCGGUGUACUCACUCAACUCACAAACCCUCAACAUUCCUAUGUUCAACUACAAAACAUUGGACCAAUUCUUGUCAGACUGCUUGAUCUAAUUGAUGAAUGCACGACUGGAGAGACUCUCCUAUUGGUAUCAGCCGCGUUAGCAAACGUUUCGUUGCAGGACCCAGCGGCUAUCGACCUCCUGUACAGGCACAAUGCGAUCAUCCGACUGAUUAAUGCCUACAAUCGUCAAGAGUGCUCAACGAUAUUCGUACAAGAGCAGGUAGGGUUAGCGCUAUCAUCCGGAACAGCGUGUACUAGGGUUGCCUUUUAUAUUUUGAGAUUUGGCAAGACUAGUGUAGCAAUCUACGCGAUUUGUUUUGUUUACACUAAGUUAUAA
Messenger RNA from Haemonchus placei, 1125 nucleotides. NCBI's taxonomy places the organism in Eukaryota, Metazoa, Nematoda, Chromadorea, Rhabditida, Trichostrongylidae. The record is from the annotation of a GenBank genome assembly.